Emys orbicularis (European pond turtle) is the source of this 1191-nucleotide messenger RNA. RefSeq names its product ciliary neurotrophic factor receptor (gene CNTFR). The coding region runs from base 103 to 1191 and encodes 362 amino acids. The transcript is spliced from 8 exons. Gene Ontology annotation, cellular component: external side of plasma membrane; CNTFR-CLCF1 complex; membrane. Gene Ontology annotation, molecular function: cytokine binding; ciliary neurotrophic factor receptor activity. The record is from RefSeq and is a predicted model, not a curated record. Lineage: Eukaryota; Metazoa; Chordata; Testudines; Emydidae. Gene Ontology annotation, biological process: ciliary neurotrophic factor-mediated signaling pathway.
UCCCAGUUCUACCCCGCCAGGGUCAAGUGCAGCGUGUGGAGGAAUCCCGAGGAAUUUGAUGAGAAAUCGGGGACACCCUUGGGAAUUCAGACCGGUGGAAAGAUGGCCAGUCCUGUCCCGUCAGCCUGCUGCGUGGUGCUCGCCGCGGUGGUGAUGGUGUACGCUCAGAGGCACAGCCAGUUGGACACCCAUGUCCAGUACGAGCGGCUGGGCGCGGACGUGACCAUGCAGUGCGGGGCAAUGGACUGGGACGCGGCCGUGACCUGGACGGCCAACGGCACCGACAUCGAUGAGUCCCACCUCAACGGGUCACGCCUGGUGCUGCGGAAUGUCGACCUCGCACACAGCGGCCAGUACGCCUGCUAUGAAGGUUCCUCGUGGCACCUCAAAUACCAGACCUACCUGAAAGUGGGAACCUCGCCCAAGGAGCCAGUGCUGAUGUGCCGAUCCAACAACUACCCCAAGGGAUUCUACUGCAGUUGGCACCUACCCAGUCCCACGUACAUCCCCAACGCCUUCAAUAUCACCGUCAUGCAUGGCCCAAGAGAGUUGGUCUGUGAGAAAGACGCUUUCCCCAAAAACAGGUGUCACAUCAGAUAUCUCCAGCUGUUCUCCACGGUGAAGUACAAGGUGACCUUGACAGUCACGAAUGCCCUGGGCAGAAACGCCACCACCAUCACCUUUGACGAGUUCGCCAUAGUAAAGCCGGACCCUCCAGAGAACGUGGUGGCCAAGCCAGUAUCCAACAACCCCCGGAGGCUCGAAGUGAGGUGGCAGAACCCUUCCUCUUGGCCUGACCCCGAGUCCUUCCCGCUCAAAUUCUUCUUGAGGUAUCGCCCCCUCAUCCUUGACCAAUGGCAACAUGUGGAGCUGUCGGACGGGACGUCCCACACCAUCACCGACGCCUACGCCGGCAAGGAGUACAUCAUCCAGGUGGCCGCCAAGGACAACGACAUCGGCACGUGGAGCGACUGGAGCGUCGCUGUGCACGCCACGCCCUGGACGGAGGAGCCCAAGCACCUCACCACGGAAGCCCAGGUGGCAGAGACGACGACCACCGGCACCUCCUCCUUCGUGCCGCCCCCCACCACCAAGAUCUGCGACCUGGAGGCCGUCGUCGGCAGCGGGGCCGUGACUGUGUCCUGGGCAGAGGGAUUGGUACUGGCAGCAGUUGGCGUUCUGUUUAUUUAG